Scutellospora calospora is the source of this 2255-nucleotide messenger RNA. Lineage: Eukaryota; Fungi; Glomeromycota; Glomeromycetes; Diversisporales; Gigasporaceae. The record is from the annotation of a GenBank genome assembly.
GGCUUCCCGAUCCUUUUGCAGUCGUAACUGUGGACGGAGAACAAACACAUACUACAUCUGUGAUCAAGAAAAGUUUGAAUCCAUAUUGGAAUGAGAGUUUUGAUAUACAAGUAACAAAUCAAAGCGUAAUCGCUGUACAAAUCUUCGACCAAAAAAAGUUUAAAAAGAAGGAUCAAGGAUUUUUAGGCGUAAUCAAUGUUCAAGUAGUCGAUGUGAUUGACCUUGACUCUAAUGCUGAUAGCGAUGAAAUGUUGACAAAAGAUUUGAAAAAAUCAAAUGCAAAUGAAGUAGUGCAUGGUAAACUCAUUAUCAACCUAUCGACAAAUAUAAACGCAUCACUUUCCCAUCCUGGUGUAAAUCAUACCCGUACGGGUUCCAUUGCAUCAUCAUCCAACUCAAAUUCAAAUCAGAGGGCUAGUAGUUUUGUUGAAAAUAAUUCAAAUCCAAGAGGUAGUUUUGCUGAAAAUGCAAGGCCUAAUUCUGUUCCUUCAGCAGCAAACGGAAAUGCUCUACCAGGACCAAGUACAACUUCUGGAGGUAAUUCAGCGCGAGCAUAUAGUUCCCUUGAAGACCAAUACGGACCAUUGCCAUCUGGCUGGGAACGUCGCGUAGAUCAUCUUGGACGUACAUAUUAUGUGGACCAUAAUACACGAACUACCACAUGGACGAGGCCAUCGAUAAAUGCAACGGCCACUCAACGGUUACAAGAACAUCAAAAUAUAACAGAAUUAGAACGUCGUAGACAUAAUAAUCGCACGCUCCCUGAAGAACGUCCAACAGGUUCCUCAUCUAUGCCCAAUAAUACAUCGUCAACAUCUAUUCCUGGUUCUGGUGCUGAAGCGUCUACAAGUGCUUCUAAUGUAACUUUAGCUCCUGUGGGACAUGUCGGAACAACAACAGCAGGUUACGGACCAUUGCCUUCCGGUUGGGAACAAAGAACCACUCCAGAGGGUAGACCUUAUUUUGUGGACCAUAACACUCGAACAACUACUUGGGUAGAUCCUCGUAGACAACAAUAUAUCAGAAUGUAUGGUGGAAAUGCGAACAAUGUCACCAUCCAACAGCAACCUGUAUCUCAAUUAGGUCCACUGCCCUCUGGCUGGGAAAUGCGUUUGACAAGUACUGCCAGAGUUUAUUUUGUAGAUCAUAAUACAAAAACCACUACAUGGGAUGAUCCGCGAUUGCCCAGUAGUUUAGAAUCUCAACCUGCUCUUCGACCCGUACCUGGCCAAUGCCACAUUAAGGUCCGACGCGAGUUUAUUUUUGAAGAUGCUUAUUCAGAAAUCAUGCGACAACAACCACAAGAUCUUAAAAAACGAUUGAUGAUCAAAUUUGAAGGUGAAGACGGAUUAGAUUAUGGUGGCUUAUCCCGAGAAUUUUUCUUUUUGCUUUCUCAUAAAAUGUUCGAUCCUUUCUAUGCUCUUUUUGAAUAUUCCGCUCAUGAUAACUACACCCUCCAGAUUAACCCCCAUUCGGGAAUUGAUCCUCAACAUCUUAACUAUUUCAAAUUUAUUGGACGAGUAGUCGGGCUUGCUAUUUUCCAUCGUCGAUUUUUAGAUGCAUUUUUCAUUACAUCAUUUUACAAAAUGAUUCUGAAGAAAAAAGUUGGUUUAGCUGAUAUGGAAAGUGUAGAUGCAGACUUUUACAGAAGUUUAACCUGGGCUUUAGAGAGCAACAUCACUGAUGUUUUGGAUUUAACAUUUUCAACCGAGGAUGAACGCUUUGGGGAAGUUGUGACGGUUGAUUUGAAACCGGAUGGUCAGAAUAUCCCAGUGACGGAAGAAAAUAAGAAGGAAUAUAUUGAUCUGAUCACGGAAUGGCGUAUUUCUAAACGUGUUGAAGAUCAAUUUAAAGCAUUUAUGGAUGGAUUUAAUCAACUUAUACCACAAGAAUUGAUUGCAGUGUUUGAUGAACGUGAAUUAGAGUUACUUAUUGGAGGUAUCGCUGAAAUUGACGUCGAUGACUGGAAGAAACACACCGAUUACCGAGGGUAUACAGAGUCAGAUGAUGUUAUACAGUGGUUCUGGAAGUUUACUACCGGAACUUCCCGCAUUCCCGUUAAUGGAUUUAAAGAUCUACAAGGAAGUGAUGGACCUCGUCGGUUUACAAUUGAAAAGGCAGUAGAUGUUACUCAGUUGCCGAAGAGUCAUACUUGCUUUAAUCGUAUUGAUUUGCCACAAUACAAAAACUAUGAAGCAUUGGUAUCUAAAUUAACAUUAGCGGUUGAAGAAACUGUAGGAUUUGGACAGGAAUAA